GCACCACCACUCACCAGCUAGCAUCAGUUGAUCGCACAGAUCCGACCCGAAACAACAUGAAGGUGCUUGUCAUCUCCGCCCUCCUGGCCGUUGCCGCCGCCGACAGCGGCCCCAGCUACCAGGCUCCGGCGGCGGGCUACAAGGGGCCGGCCCCGGCCUACCACCAGCCCAGCUACGACACGCCGCCCAAAUACAACUACAACUACGACGUCCACGGCUACGGGGACUACGCGCCCCAGUUCAACGCCCAGGAGAACCGCGACGGCUACAAAACCCAGGGCUCGUACACGGUGGCGCUCCCGGACGGCCGCACCCAGACGGUCACGUACCGGGUGGACGACGCCUACUCCGGCUUCGUAGCCGACGUCAAGUACCAGGGCGAGGCGAAGUACCCGGCCUACCAGCCGCAGCCGGCCUACCAACCCGCUCCGGCCUACAAGCCGCCCAGCUACAAGCCCGCCUACAAGCCGGCUCCGUCUUACAGCUAA
Messenger RNA from Pollicipes pollicipes, 488 nucleotides. Its product is annotated as cuticle protein 19.8-like. Gene Ontology annotation, cellular component: extracellular matrix. The record is from RefSeq and is a predicted model, not a curated record. NCBI's taxonomy places the organism in Eukaryota, Metazoa, Arthropoda, Thecostraca, Pollicipedomorpha, Pollicipedidae. The coding region runs from base 57 to 488 and encodes 143 amino acids. The transcript is spliced from 3 exons.